Messenger RNA from Knipowitschia caucasica, 543 nucleotides. The record is from the annotation of a GenBank genome assembly. Lineage: Eukaryota; Metazoa; Chordata; Actinopteri; Gobiiformes; Gobiidae.
AUGCUGAACAAGGUCAUUUUAGUGUGCGCCCUUUUCACCGCUGCAGGCUCCUCCCUGACCUGCAGAUGGAUGGACAACCAUUUUAAACAAUACAGCGAGAGCUCAUUGGAUCUGCUGAAAACAAUGAAAAACGAUUCCUUAAACUCCACUGAUGUUGAAUUGGAUGAUGCUGCGGCCUUCCCGAAUGAGUUGUACAGACACGCGUCCAGAGAGUCGCGGAGAGAACGACUCAGUUUCGCGGCGCACGUCUUGAAUGAGAUUUACGCGCUCUUUGAGGAGGACCAGACACACGCGCCUUGGAGUGCGCGCGUCGUGGAGGACUUCAGAGACAUCAUUGAGCAACAGGCAAAUGGUGUGGGCUCAUGUGUUCAGAUUGGAAAGCACACUCACCACAGGAAAAAUCACAGAAAGAUGACCAUGUAUUUUAAGAAACUUUCGCGACACGUCUUGGCUCAUAUGAGACACAGCGCUGACGCCUGGGAGCUGGUCCGAGCAGAAGUCCGUCUGCACCUCCACAGAGUCUACCUUCUGGCUACCUCUUAA